GUCCACUGGACAUUAUUGGAGAUGUACUGCCGUGUUUGACAACAAGAAAGCUAUUCGUGGAGGAGUUCCUGUUGUCUUUCCAAAUUUUGGCCCAUGGCCCUUGGGUCCCCAGCAUGGAUUUGCAAGAAUCAAAAGAUGGACUUCAGCUAUACCACCUACUAAGGACCACAAUGGAGAUGUUAUUGCAAUCCUUGUUCUACAAGAUGAUGAAGAGACCAGAGCUAUGUGGAAUUACAAGUUCAAGCUGGUUUACACAGUCACACUGACAGCAACAUCCUUAUCUGCAACCCUGGUUGUCCACAAUACAGAUAAGAAAGCCUUGGGAUUCACAUGUCUCCUGCAUACUUACCUCAGAGUGGCUGACAUCAGAACAACCUCUGUGACAGGGUUGCAAGGCUUAGUUUAUAGUGACAAGUUGGCUGGUGGCAAAGAAAGUAGAGAGAACAGCGAACAUGUUACAGUUAACGAGUGCUGUGACAGGGUUUACAAAGAUGCACCAAAGACUUUAUACGUCACAAGUGGUCCUGAACCAGCAAGAACCUUUGAAGUAACUACGUUUAACUUUCCAGAUAUUGUUUUGUGGAACCCAUGGCAAGAAAAGGCCAAGGAAAUGGCUGAUUUUGAUGAUGAAGGUUACAAAGAAAUGAUUUGCGUAGAACCUGGAAAAGUCUCCAACCCAGUUACUUUAGAGGCUGGACAGCAGUUUGAGUGCAGUCAGACUCUCAGAUCAUUAUUGUAG
Molecule: messenger RNA, 739 nt
Organism: Candidula unifasciata
Lineage: Eukaryota; Metazoa; Mollusca; Gastropoda; Stylommatophora; Geomitridae
Source: the annotation of a GenBank genome assembly